AUGGUUGCCACAAGAAGAUCUGGAGGUCAACAUGUUGAUGUUGAAUUAAGUAACAAUGGUAAAGAAUUAAAAAAAGUUAUUCCAAUUCAACAACAAAGAGAACAACUUAGACAAGAAGAUGAAGAUGCUUAUAUUGAACAACCACCAAAGAAAAAGGAAACUAGAGGAAGAAAAAAGAAAGUUGUAACUGAAGCUUUAAAAAAUGGAACAACAACAACAACACAAUCAACAACAACUCCAUCAAAACAAACAACCAAUAAAUCACCUAAUGUUAAAAAAGUUGAAACCAGAGGGAGAAAAAGAAAAAUUCCUAUUGACGGUUCAUUACAACAACAACCACCUCAACUGUUGAAAGUUCAAGCGUUAAAUAAUAAUGCUGCUGCUGCUGCUGCAGCUGCCGCUGCCGCUGCCGCUGCUACAAGUUCUGGUGCAACGGUUUCAACUAAACAUCAUAUUAAUCAUUUAUUAACUAAUGAUUCUCCACCACCAUUAGCUACUUUUCAUAAUCCAAAUCCUCAAAUUAUUUAUCAACAAUCAACAAAUGCAAAUAAUAGUUAUGAAAGAAGUACUUCUCCAGCGAUUACAGCCAAUCAAAUGUAUGAAAAUCAACAAUUACAACAACAACAAUAUCAACUUCAACAACAACAACAACAUCAUCAAUAUCAUCAAGCUCAACAAUACGCUUUACAACAACAACAACAACAAUUUCAACAACAACCACAACCACAAUUUCAACAGGUACCACCACCACCACAACAACAAGGAUUACCAAAUCAAAUUCAUUAUCAACAACAUGAUAUAAUCAAUAAUUCUAUCAAUUCAGAUAAUAUUAUUCCUAAUACUGUUGAUCCAAAAACUCAAGGUCGUAUUCCAAUCACAUCAAUUAUUUCACAAAAAAUCGAUUUAACUGAAGAAGAUAUUCCUUAUAUGAUUGAUGAAGAAGAAUAUGCUUUAGAAAAUGGGAAAUUUCCAAAAAGAAGAUAUCGUGUUGAUCGUGAUAAUAUUAAAAUUAAUAAAAGAAUUAUGUCACAAGAUACUGAAGAUGUUAUUAAAAUGUUUAAAAAAUUUGAUGAUGAAAUUUUAACAAAUGAUGAAGCAAGACAAAGAUUAUUAUCAUUAGGUUUUGAAACAAGAAAAAGAUAUAUUACAACUUUUAAACAUUAUAUUAGAUUUUGUUGUAAAAAAAAAUUAGAUAAUUUUUUUGUUACUGGAGAAUUAAUGAAAGAAUUUUAUGAAGAACAAUUUGCUUUAAGUAGUUCUUCAAAACCAGUUAUUAGAUUAAGAAAAAUGGAUCCUGCUUUUUCAAAAUUACAAGAAAUUAAUUUUUUAGUUUAUCAUUUAGCAAAUAAAGAAAUUCCAAAUAGACAUAUCGCUUUAGAAUAUUUAGUUUAUAAGGAAUUAGGAAAAGAUCCAUCAUCAUCUUCAUCAUCAGUUGAUGAUAUUUCUUCAUCAAAUAACCAGGAAUCAUCAAGAAGAAGAAAAAUUAAUGAUGUUUCAACCCCUGUCGCUACCACUCAAAAAAGACAAAGGGGUAGAAAACCAAAAGAAUCAUCAACUUCAAUUGAAUUAGAUCAUAAUAUUGAUGAUAAUUUAGAUGAAGAACCACAACAAAUUAAUGUACAACAACCACAACAACAACAAGAUGUUACACAAUAUCCUAAAAAGAUUACAAAAAAAAACAUUGAAGAUAUAAGAAGAGUAUGGUCAGAAGUUCAACAAAAAAUUUAUCAAGCAGUUGAUGAAUCAAUUGAUGUAGAUCCAGCUUUUGCAACAAAAUUACAAUCAAUAGUUAAUUCAAAUUUAACAAAAUUUGAUAUUGAAUUAAAUGGUCAAAAACCAAAAUCUCAUUUACCACAAGUAACAUCACUGGGAAUUCCAAUUAUUGAUUUUAAAAAUUUAAAUACAGUUUAUGAAAUAUUAGAAGAAUGGUAUAAAAUAAAUCCAUCAAUUGAAUUUAGAUUAAAAAAUUAUGGAGAAGAAUGGAUAAGAGAUGAAUUUGAAUAUAAUACAUUUAUUGAAAGAAAAAGUAUUAUAAAUUUUAUUGAAAGAUUAAGUAAAGAAACAAAAAUUGAUAAAUAUAUUUUAGCAAAUGAUUGUGAUUUAUAUAUUAGAGAUAAAUCUAUUUUGGAUGAAUUUAUAAGUGAAAUUGAAUUAGAAGAAGAUGAAUUAUUUAAAAGAGUCUUACGUUAUAGACAAAGAAGAAAUUAG
Lodderomyces pseudojiufengensis is the source of this 2208-nucleotide messenger RNA. RefSeq lists its product as uncharacterized. NCBI's taxonomy places the organism in Eukaryota, Fungi, Ascomycota, Pichiomycetes, Serinales, Debaryomycetaceae. The transcript has a single exon. The coding region runs from base 1 to 2208 and encodes 735 amino acids. The record is from RefSeq and is a predicted model, not a curated record.